Molecule: messenger RNA, 1784 nt
Organism: Melitaea cinxia (Glanville fritillary)
Lineage: Eukaryota; Metazoa; Arthropoda; Insecta; Lepidoptera; Nymphalidae
Product: zinc finger protein 595-like
Exons: 11
Coding region: 47-1765 (572 amino acids)
Biological process (GO): regulation of transcription by RNA polymerase II
Cellular component (GO): nucleus
Molecular function (GO): DNA-binding transcription factor activity, RNA polymerase II-specific; RNA polymerase II transcription regulatory region sequence-specific DNA binding
Source: RefSeq, a predicted model, not a curated record
CCAAACAAAACAGACGCUUAAAAUGAAAUCAAAAUAAUCAAUAAAAAUGUCUUUUAGAGAUAGAAUUAUGACUGAAGUAUGCUAUGGGUGUCUUAAUAAUGACCGCAGGAUGGUGAAAAUAGAACAAUACGAUGUAAAACAGUGUUUUUUACAAAUUAUUAGUGAAUUACCGAUUACGUUAGCAGAUAUACAAGUUCAACUUUGCUAUGAAUGUGCCGCCCUAUUAUUGAAGUUUACCAAGUAUAAACGAAGAAUAUUGGCCUCAUAUAAAACUAUUCAAGAUAACGUUCAAGAUUUAUUGAUAUACAAGAGCUUAAAAUAUAACAAUUUAGAAAUAAAAAACCUAUAUAAUAUAUCAACACCAUAUCCUCAAAUAGACGAUGAAAUGCCUCAAAUAGAAAUAAUUAAAACAGAACUAAAUACGGACGAAUGUGUAUCAGAUAUAAAAGAAGAAUGUGACUUCUCAGACGAUGAACCAUUAAUUAAAGUUAAAAAGAGAAAGAAAAAGAAUGGACAUAUUAAGAAGGAGACCGAAGAUGCACAGUAUAUAGAAGUAGAGUUAAAUAGAGAUGAAAUAGCAGAAGAAAUGAAGGCUCUAUCGACCAGAGAAGAUUAUGUUAAUGCAAUGUUUAGGUGUGAGAAAUGUUUUUCAUCGUUUCCUAAUGCAGAUGAUCUUAGUGAUCAUAUACAUCUCAAGCAUGAACUGAACUCAUCAAAAUAUAAAUGUUCAAUAUGCGAGUGUUCGUUUUCAACGGAGGUGUCAUACAACUAUCAUACAAACAAACAUGCAAGGAGGUACCAGUGCGUUGUAUGUGUGGAGAGAUUUAGCAGCAAGCGAGGUGUUUUGAAACACUACAAUCUGGUACAUUGUCACAGGUAUCAAACACAAUUAUCUUCAACAAACAUUAAUUUUAUUUCCAGUGCACAAGAACAGACAUUCCCCUGCGAGUUUUGUGGGAAAACCUUCAAGUGGCGAACGUCCCUCAGGAAACAUCUGGAGACGCAUAGAAUCGAAACCGGGGAGAAGAGGAAACCGUACUGCGCGCCUUGCAGAUUGUCCUUCACAACCACCUCGAACUUACAGAAACAUGUCCGAACAAGUUCAAAACAUCAAAUACAACUUAAAUUAAGGAAGCUAACAGAAUCACUACCGGAUCUGACCGGUCCGGACAGACACAAAGCUCAGCUGGAGAUUAGGACAUCCGUAAAUAAAUCGAGACUCCAGUAUCCUUGCACUCAAUGUGAUAAACGUUUCCUUUGGAGAGGGAAUUUGUUGAGACAUAUGAACAGUCAUGCAGCAAAGGCCAACGGUGACCUAAUAUGCAAGCCCUGUAACAGAACGUUUUCAUCAAUAGCGACCUACCAGCAACACAUGAAGAUAAGUAAGAAACACGUGUCCGAAAACGACUUCAAAUUCAUGUGUAGUGACUGCGGUAAGAAAUUCCCUACAAAGUCUCGUCUGAGAGAUCAUAUCAACUGGGAGCACUUGAAAAACUUCGUAUAUAGCUGCGAUGAGUGUCAGAAGGUAUUCAAGACUAGCAACUCGGUGUAUCUGCACAAGCAAGUGCAUAAGAAGGACGUCAUCGAGCAUUUGUGUGAUCACUGCGGGAAGCCGUUUCCGAGCCAGGCGAAGCUCCGCAGCCACAUCCUGGGCCUGCACUCCCGCGCGGCGCCCUACCGCUGCCCGGCCUGCGGGGCGCGCUUCUCCUGGCACUCCUGCCUGUCGCGGCACGUCCGCCAGAAGCAUCGCCGCGACGACGCCUAAUAAAACAUGUCCAACUGUU